This is a messenger RNA of Ipomoea triloba (trilobed morning glory), 1329 nucleotides long. RefSeq names its product translocase of chloroplast 34. Lineage: Eukaryota; Viridiplantae; Streptophyta; Magnoliopsida; Solanales; Convolvulaceae. Gene Ontology annotation, molecular function: protein-transporting ATPase activity; GTP binding. The transcript has 8 exons. The record is from RefSeq and is a predicted model, not a curated record. Gene Ontology annotation, cellular component: chloroplast outer membrane. Gene Ontology annotation, biological process: intracellular protein transport. The coding region runs from base 202 to 1107 and encodes 301 amino acids.
CCGAGGGAGAGAGACGAUUACAAAGUGGUACGAAGGCGAUAAGGCCGUCACUGAAGUUUGGAGAGAGAGAGAGGAGCCCUUCCUUAAACCCUUCUCUCUCAAGUCUCUGCUCUCUAUUUCUAUCGUUCUCCGCCAUUAAAACCCCUUUCUUUCAGAUUGCAACGAGAAGCCGUCUAUCUCCGGUGACCUGCAAUCCUCUCCAUGGCUGCACAAGUAGUGAGAGAAUGGGCUGGUAUUCAGCAGUUUCCGGCUGCCACUCAGACCAAGUUACUUGAAUUGUUGGGGAAAUUGAAGCAGGAGAACGUGAGCACUUUGACUAUCCUGGUGAUGGGGAAAGGUGGUGUUGGAAAAUCAUCUACUCUGAAUUCUAUCCUGUCUGAAAGAGUCGUUGCUACCAGUGCUUUCCAGGCAGAACCUCCAAGACCUAUAAUGGUCUCACGAGCACGGGCGGGAUUCACUUUAAACAUUAUUGACACCCCGGGGCUUGUUGAAGCAGGAUAUGUGAAUGACCAGGUUCUUGAUCUCAUAAAAAGGUUCCUUUUGAACAAGACAAUAGAUGUUUUGCUCUAUGUGGAUCGCCUGGAUGCGUAUAGAGUGGAUAACUUGGAUUUACAGAUUGUCAAAGCCAUAACUGAUAGUUUUGGCAAGCAAAUCUGGCGUAGAGGCAUUGUUGCACUUACUCAUGGUCAGAUGUCACCACCCGAUGGAUUGAGUUAUGAUGAGUUUGCCUCAAAAAGGUCGGCGGCAAUUCUGAAGGUUGUUCGCCAGGGAAUAGGAAUGAGGAAAUCAGAAUUUCAGAAAACUCCAAUUCCCCUUGUCUUGGUUGAAAACAGUGGACGGUGCAACAAGAAUGAAAGUGAUGAGAAGAUCCUUCCCAAUGGAGAAGCUUGGAUACCUGGUCUUGUUCAUAAAAUCACGGAAGUUGUCUUAAAUGGAAGCCAGAGUAUUUUGGUCGACAAGAAGUUGGUCGAUGGACCAAAUCCUAAUGAAAGGGGGAAGCUAUUUAUCCCUCUCAUUUUAGCUUUCCAAUACUUCUUUGUUGUGAAGCGGAUUGAGAACUGGAUCAGGACCGAUAUAAGGAAAGAGCGCAGGUCAAAGCGUUUCUGAUGUUCUCUGUCUUCGAUGCAUCGAUUUGUUCUAAUACCGUAGAAUCUUUUGUAGUAGUUGUCUAUCCAUCAGAGGCAACUGGAAAGUUAUAUGCGGCUGUUGAAUUUCAAUUUUAUUCCAAGAGCUUAGAUUCUGUACUAAUUGUUAACUCCGAUUUCUCACUCUCUUUCUGGGAUUGCUUGAAUUUAUUCUCCAUUUUCAUUCUCAAUUUCUUUUUGGUUC